CUUCCAAAGUAUCACAGUAGAAAGUUUUUACAUCAUUUCUUCCACAUCAACUUUUUUAGCUGCCUCAUUUAGAAUGUCAUGUCGACGUGAAACAGACGAGGCAGCUUCGCAUCUAUUCUAUGACUAUAUUGAUGACCAUAAGGAGCUGCUGGCUAUUAAAAUGAACGACAGCAAAAAAUCAAGCCAAUUUAUCGAAAAGGACAAACCAAGUUUCCAUACCUCACGUCCGCACAACAGAUUAAGGAGCAUUACCAAAGGAUUUCACUAUUUGGAGCGGCUAUUCAAUCUCCUUAUAUUCUCAUUGACGGUCCUGUUCCUCAUCGCAGCCCUGAAUUUACUAUUCUUUUCGAAUUGGCCGUCCACGGAGCAGAAUGUAACUCCUGUUAUCUCGACAGAGCAGAAAACGAAAUGGUCUCCUCAUAAUGCUGCACUAAACUGUACAGUGUCGCCAGAUAGUGUCGAUCCUUGUUGUGGGUCCAUAUCUAAUAGUGAUAGCGGCUUCAAUGGCAAGAAUGACAAUACUAGUCACGAUUUUGGUACCAACAAUCAGUCAACUCCAAAUAACGGACGACCCAAAAAUGUAAAGCCUCAAAAAGGUCCUUUAAAGCCUCCACAGGCCAAGAGAAUCCCUCGGCCGUUUACACUUCAUAACGAGACAUUCGUUGACAAUUAUCGAUGGAUGCAUCAAAUCAAACGAGAUCCUGAUGUGAAGACAUAUAUUGAUGCAGAAUCUGAAUACACUGCUGCAUGGGUUGAGCGAUCAGGGGUUCAGGAACUGCAGAUGCAACUUGAAAAUGAGAUGAAGCAGAUCAAGCAGGCUAUUCGAAGGCAAGGGAAACAAAGAAGGGGGAAGUUACCACAGGGUGAGCGUCUCGAAGGAACUCAAUUCUGGGAUGUGGACCAAUGGCGGUACUGCCUGGAUGAUUCUAUUGGGGACUUUGGCAUUUACAAGAGAAGACGUAUCCAUAAAGACGAGCAUAUCCAGGCUAUGGAUAAAAAGAGAAUAUCCUAUACGAGUUCGUCUGCUUUUAAUUGUUUAAAGAGUCAAAAUCAACAACCUCAACAUCCUCAACAAUCACAGCGAGUUAUCUCAAAACCCUCUUUUGUGGAUAUGGCUAAUAAGGCGGGCACAAACAGUCCUAUCGGGGAAUUGUCUGGUAUUGAGCCAGAAGUAGUCCUUGAUGUUAACCAGAUCGCCAAAGAAAAGGGACACCAAGGAGGCAAUGGUCAGUUUUCAUUUGGCACUCUGGAGAUCCAACCCCAAAAUACGCUUUUAAAAUGCGAUUCAGAUUAUUCAGCUACAGAAAAAGGCAGCCCGACUAGUAAGUCAAAUGUGAAAGCUUUGUAUAUGGCUUACACCUACGACACAUCUGGAGAUGAGAGGUAUCGUAUCAGUGUCAUUCAUUUACCCUUCAAUAACCAGAAAUCUGAGUCUUGUGCAGCACGCAGUUCUGCGCAGAGAAGAGAUGAAAUGUCAGACGGCUUUGAAAUUCAGUUAAACGGCGCAGUUUUUAAGGAUGCUGGACCCGACACACGAUUCGUCAAAUUGGGCAAGUCGCUCUACUUGUAUUUCACGAAACUCGACCGCAAAGGUCUACAGCGCGAAGUGUGGAGGCUUCAAAUCGAUACAAUGAAUGAUGAUAUUAAGGCUCCCAGGAAAGCAGAUAGUAAGGCUCGUCUGCAUAUGAGCUCGAGCAGCACUCGAGGCGCGAAGCAACUAUAUGAGCCAGAGAUUGUGAUGCAAGAGAAAGAAGAACGAAAUAUUCUAUCUGUAUCCAUGACAAAUGAUCAACGUUUCUUGCUCAUUGAGAGCUCAGGACAAACCAACAGCCAUUCGUACUUUCUAAGCAUCGAUGAUCCCGACAGAGGAUGGAGCAUUAUCCGUCCGCCAGAAAAAGACGUAAUAUACAAAGUCGAACAUCAUUCUGGGUUUUUCUACAUCCGUUCUAACCACGGAGAUGCCAUCAAUUUCAAAGUUCUCCGUAUACCUGUCUCGGAAUAUAUUGAAAACAAUACUUCUUGCUUCAGAAAAAGGCCGGUUCGAGUGAGGUCCUCUGCUUCUUUCAUUGAAACAGCCAAUGACCAAGUAGUGAUUGAGCAUGACUCGGCAAACUUUCUUGAGCGUUUUGAGGUCUUUGUGGAGCACUUCGUCGCUUGGGUUUGGAGAGAUGGGCUUCCAGAAAUCCGCAUCUUUUUGGCACCUCGGCCUGACGACAUUAAUAUAACACUACCUUUGCAUGAGAAAGUAAGAAUUCGGCCUUACCAUAAAGAGCUCAAUGUAACAACACUUAUGCCCGGUAAUAUUCGAUACGAGGAGCAGCGACUCUUUAGGGACUUUUUUUCAGCCAAGUUGGUGUAUUCCAACUGUUCAUUUAUCCGUCCAUGGGCUCUCUACGAAUAUGAUAUGCAUUCGAUCUCUAACGAUUCGCUGGACAGUGGAAUCUUCCAAGGUGAUGAGGAUGAGCGGCAAAGGAACGCUACUCGCUUGAUCCGCCAAGAUCCAUUUCCAUUGGACGUGAAGUACGGUCAAGCUCUCGCAAACGUUUCAGAGCUAUGCACACAUGAACAAUCUAGCCCUGAUUCAAAAGAAAGAGAAGAGGCUGAGAUGGCAAAGUUCAAAGAAGUUCGCUUCAUGGUCCCCUCAAAACAUAGAUUGAGGCGUAACAAGGCCCUGAAUGAUACACAUCAAAAUAGUGAUGAAGAAACCUUGAUACCUGUUUCUGUGGUCUACUAUACCUUCCCAGAUGGUAAACAAUUCCCACGUCGGGCUGCGUUGGUCAAUGCCUAUGGUGCGUAUGGGACCCUUACAUCGCCUAUUUUCGAUCCAGAGGCGUUGCUACCGCUCCUCCACCGUGGGCUUAUUUACGUUCAAGUACACCCUCGAGGUGAUGGAGUCUUAGGACCGAAGUGGUACAGAGAUGGCAAGUUUGAGAAGAAGGUGAACACGUUUUUGGACGUUGAAGACGCUUUGCUAUAUCUAAGUGAUUUAGAGAUGGUGAAAAAAGAAGGAUGUGCGAUCCAAGGGCGUAGCGCAGGAGGCUUGGUUGCGGGUUGGAUAGCCAAUCGAUGGGGUGACAUGUCCUAUCCAUCCAUAAAUGGCAAAGAUAAAGGUGAUGUAAGAUCUGAAUCCCGGAACAUUGUCAAAGAGAUGGUGAGAGUGGUUGUAACUCAGGUUCCUUUUGUUGAUGUCAUUUCAGGUAUGUCAGAUGCAGAAAUUCCUUGGGUAGAGUAUGAGCGGGAUGAAUGGGGUAAUCCUGUGGCGAGUCAAGAGAUUUUCGAGGCAAUGAAAGGUUAUUCUCCAUACGAUCGGAUUCGAAGUCAGCGGUAUCCGGAUAUGAUGGUCAUGGGCGGACUCAACGAUGCUCGAGUUAGUUUUGCAGAGCCCCUAAAAUUUGUUGCCAAGCUAAGAAGUAUUGAUGGCAAGACGAAUGACUGCCAACCAAUGGAGUCGGACGAAGAUCAGGAAGCCAAGUCUAAGCAUGAAAAGAAUUACAAGGUCAAGAUGUGUGUAGGCAAGAAAGAUACCUCGUUAUUAUUGCAAAUGGAAGAUGGAGGCCAUUUCAGUGGGAAAGAGUCGUUAUGGAUGGCAUUUGCACUCUAUACUUUAGACGCAGAGAAGGUUGUAUCGACACCGUCAAUAAUACAGUGGUCAUCAAAAGUCAUUCAAUGAUUUUGAAUUUUUAACAUUCUCAUUCCUUUUCUUCAUUCUCAUCUAGCAUGUGGCUAGUAUAUUUGGGGUAGUGCAUUUGUUCCCCACACCUCAUGAUUACUUUGAUGUCUCAUUCCUAAUUAUGACUUCAUUGUGAAAUAAAACCAAUUUCAAUUUGACCUGCCUAUUGAAUGACUUCUGCUGAAUUUCAAUGUUGAUUGCAAAAAAAACUUUUUCACUUCUCUUUUUUCUACCAAGAUUACCUUCAGCUAUAUCUUCAUACACCUCUACUUAC
Messenger RNA from Lobosporangium transversale, 3944 nucleotides. RefSeq lists its product as hypothetical. Bases 74 to 3670 code for a protein of 1198 amino acids. Gene Ontology annotation, biological process: proteolysis. The transcript is spliced from 4 exons. NCBI's taxonomy places the organism in Eukaryota, Fungi, Mortierellomycota, Mortierellomycetes, Mortierellales, Mortierellaceae. Gene Ontology annotation, molecular function: serine-type endopeptidase activity. The record is from RefSeq and is a predicted model, not a curated record.